Zasmidium cellare ATCC 36951 is the source of this 864-nucleotide messenger RNA. RefSeq lists its product as uncharacterized. The coding region runs from base 1 to 864 and encodes 287 amino acids. The record is from RefSeq and is a predicted model, not a curated record. The transcript is spliced from 3 exons. NCBI's taxonomy places the organism in Eukaryota, Fungi, Ascomycota, Dothideomycetes, Mycosphaerellales, Mycosphaerellaceae.
AUGACGAUACUCAUCACUGGAUCCAGCGGAAAGACCGCUGCGUACCUGGCACAGACGCUGGCUGCCGACAAGAGGUCUAUCUUAGUUGCAUCGCGGUCGCCCAAGAAAGACUCCCCUAACCCAUCAGUUCGGUUCGACUGGCUGGAUGAGUCGACCUGGGAGCUUCCUUUCUCUCAUGAGCGAUCCAAAAGCUCACCUAUCACAUCGAUCUACCUCGUCUCUCCAGAUAUCGAUGAAGCCAGAGCGAAAGUGAUCCCUUUCGUCAAGUAUGCCAAGCAAAAGGGCGUCAACCGCUUCACUCUUUUGAGCGCGUGGGAGAACCCCGAAGGCGGUCCACUGCUUGGAGGAGUCCAUGCCGAGCUCAAAGCACUGGGCGGGCAAGGCAUCGACUGGGCUGUGUUGAGGCCACAUUUCUUCAUGGAGAACUUCUUGGAAAGUUACCACCUCGAAUCCAUCAAGUCCGAGAGCAAGAUCUACACUUGUGCAGGCGACGGCAAGAAGCCGUUCAUUUCUGCCAAAGACAUCGCCGCAACUGGUCGCCAGACUUUGAUCGAUGAGAAGCCGCACAACACAGAUCAUAUCAUCACGGGAGGCGAGUCGUUGAGCUAUGAUGAAGUGGCUGCAAUAUUCAGCGAAGUGCUUGGUCGAAAAGUCGAGCACGUCAAACUUAGCGAGGACAAAUUCGAAAAGCUCAUGCUCAAGUAUGGGAUGACCGACCCCAUGGCCAAGUACAUGACAGAGCUGGAUGUAAGGGUUUCGAAGGGCGAAGGUAAAGAUCCUACCAACAAUGUCAAGGCCAUCACAGGGCAAGCUCCAAGGACCUUCAAGGAAUUUGUGGUGGACAAUAAGGCGGUGUGGGCCUAG